CUGGUAUGUGCAUUCACAUCAGCACAUGUGUGUAGGGGGACAAAGGGCUGCAGGAGAUUUCAGCAGCAGGAGGUGACGUCAGCAAGCCGCUUUUCCCCUUGUUGACUCAAUAACAAGAAGAAAGAAGGAAAGAAACUGACCUGAGUGAAAUGCUUUAUCUUAUGCCACAUCGCUCGACUUCAAUACGACUUCAACAGCUCGAGCGGUGUAUAUGCGAUCUUGGUUCACCAGUCAGCUAUUCAAAUUUCUGUCUUCUGGCUAGUUAAGUUAUAUGGAAAACCUGUUUAAGUCGAAUUCCCGAGGAUUCUGUUCCACAAAGGAUCCUAUGACUCUUCUUCUGGUUUUAAAACGUAAACAUGUUUGUUUUUAUGAAGAGCAGCAGAAAUAUGAGUGAAUUGGUGAGCCCGGAGUAUCAGGGCUGUGUGGACGGAUCUCUGAUGGACGGAUUCAGUGUUUUUAUUCAGGCUCUGUUGGCUCUUCUGGCUUUCAGCACUUUAAUGUUGAAGAGGUUUCGUGAACCUGUUGGAAUCAGACGACCUUGGAGGAUCUGGAUCUUUGAUACAUCUAAGCAAGCCAUUGGUGCUCUUUUCAUGCAUUUUGCCAACAUAUUCCUGUCCACACUCACCAAUGAAGAUCCCUGCUCUCUGUAUCUAUUGAACUUCCUGUUGGAUGCCACAUUGGGAAUGCUGGUGAUCUGGAUGGGAGUGACAGUUGUUUCUAAGAUAGUGGAAUAUAAACAGCUAACACUACUAAUGUUUGGAGAAUAUGGUGAUCCUCCUCGGGUAGAGGCCUGGUUGGCUCAGUGCUUGGUGUAUUUACUCAUUGUUGCUCUGGAGAAAAGUGUGGUCACUCUGGUGCUGCUCAUUCCCGGGUGGACCAAUCUGGAGGAGGUGGUGUUGGACUACAUCCCAAGCCCACAGCUGGAGUUAGCCAUCGUCAUGCUGAUCGUGCCUUUCAUUGUUAAUUCUAUAAUGUUCUGGGUGGUGGACAGUUUAACAAUGCGGAAAUAUAAGAAGAUGACAUCUCUGGAAGGCUCGCAUGACUCUCCAAAGCAAGUAGACGUGUUGCCAAAUGAAAGCAAUGAUGAAGCUGAGGUGCUGCUAAAGGAAGAUGAAGAUGAUGCUACAGUAUGUUCUGAAGAGGAAGAACCGGCCUCAACAGAAGAGGCAUUAAUACGAGUCUAUAUGGAAGUUUAAAAAACACAAAGCAUACCUAUCAACAUUUCUUAUACCCUAUAUCUCUGUUCCUAAACCUAGAGAGCUGCCUUGGUGUUUACUACCUACCUUCUAAGGCAGCUUCCUAAUUGAAAUGGAAACUCAAGUGACUGAAUUGGAACCUUGUAAUUAAGUAGAAACUCCACCGCACAAAUAGAGUUUUUCACUUGAAGUACACUGGAAACUGGACUCAAAUGAUUCCAGUAGAGUUUGUUGUUAGCAUGUUGCUAAGACAACACAAAACGUAAUACUUGACAUGAUACAAAGUAUAAAAAUUCAUGGCACACGUAAAAUGUUGAGUAAAAUUCUCUCUUUUUAGUUGAUAGGCUACUUGAAUGAAAUAUAUUUAUUGUCAACAUUUCAUUUAUCAUUUAGUAGCCUAUGCUAGUAAAUCCUGGAACAGCAUUGUUGGGAGAGUACCUUUAAUGCCUUAAAUUGAGCUUUUCAUGAGAAGUACAUUUAGAAUAUUACAAUUGAUCCCAAUAGAGUCUGAUGUUAGCAUGUUGCUAAGCUAACAACAUAAUGCCCUAAGUAUUAAAAAAAUCCUUUAGUUUUAGUUAGUUAGUUUUAACUGUUAUAUUUUUACUUUUCAUUAUUAAAUGAAAUAUAAGUCAUCAUUUCUCUCACAUCGUCCACCAUCUUAAUCAUUAAUUUAAAAAAAAAAAAAAAAAAAAACCUGACCUUUUCUGCAAAGUCAGUCUUUGUUUUGGGCACAUACCUAUGGUACUUUAUCCCAUAGGUACUUUUUUUUUUUUUUUUUUUUUUUUUUUCUUUAGACAUUUCUAUCAUUCUAACAUUUUCUUUAGGUUUUAUUUUUUGUUACCAUUAACAAAUGUUCUUACAAUAUUUUGUCUAGGUAGGCAGUUCACUAUAUGUGACAUGCUAUACUUCAUAUAAAACUACAUUUUACGUAUUUUAUAAUUAUUAUGCAUGCAGCUCAUGUUAAAUAUGAGCUCAUUUUAAUUGCGAUACUAUGUGGAACUUUGUACUUUUUAAAAUUUGUUUGUUAGACUAUUAGAAUUAGUGAACCAAAAAUGUGAUUAGAACCGUCACCGAUUCAUUGUUACAGCGUCUACGUUAUACAUUUUGCCUUAUAUAUUUAUAUAAACUCUAAAGCUGCAGUCCAUAAGUUUUGCCUCUUUGUCGCCAUCUCUGUUUGAAACCUGCAAUUGCAGUUAUUUGCGGAAUUAUCAUUUUUACGUGGGUUGUGGAUCGGCACAGCUCCUCACUUGCUCAAAAAUCGAAUUUUUAACCAAAAAAUGUUACGGACCUUAAAUUGUUGGAAAAAAUAGGUGUUGGAAAAAGUGAAUGUCCAUGUUAUUUGUCAGAAAGAGAAAGAGCUGAAUUGCGACAUUGCAUUUUAAACAAAUAUUUCCAUAUUAAUUACAUUUUAGGAUGUUUAUAUGUAUAAGAUAAUUAAUAGCUUAUGAGUUAUUAAAGGAAAACAUUAUCCUGCCUCCACUUUUGAGUUCAUACUUCUAAGAAGUUAAUUAAAAGUAGAGAAACAGAGACAGAUGAAAUAGGAGGUCUAGUGUUUCUCCUGAUUACAGACAUUCAGACUUUUAAUUUGAAGUCUAAACAGCUCAUGUCACUACUUGUGAUGAACACCCCACUGUAAACACACUACAACCACUUGCAGCUCGACACACAUGCUAGAAUACAUCUCCUAAGAAAAAAGUUGUCUUGUGUAAAACCAUUUGUAAAUAUUGUGAAAGACCAGAUGACCUUUGUUUUAACCUGUAACGUUUAAACCAUGUACAGUAUUCAGGUUUUUUUAUAAUUGUGUUUUUGUAUUUUUACUCAAGCAACAUCAUGCAAUAGUUCUUAUUAACAAUUUGAUAUAUACAGUGUAUAAUGAUGUACAGACUUGUAACUGUAAACUUUCAGCUGUUAAAUUAUAUUGAUUUCCUCAAAAUUGUAGCAGUGCCAAUAUGCACAUGUGGUUUCUUCAACGUGUUUGAGGAAAGUUGGAAAAUUCUUUCUUGAUUUUUUUUUGAUGUAAACAAAUAAAACUACAGUUUGAGUGCUAAAGUUUAUUACAAGCUUGAACUUGUUGUAAAAUGCUAAAAAAACUUCUUGUAAUAAAAAAUCUAGAACUAAA
Molecule: messenger RNA, 3315 nt
Organism: Megalobrama amblycephala (Wuchang bream)
Lineage: Eukaryota; Metazoa; Chordata; Actinopteri; Cypriniformes; Xenocyprididae
Gene: tmem110l
Product: transmembrane protein 110, like
Exons: 8
Coding region: 357-1196 (279 amino acids)
Cellular component (GO): membrane
Source: RefSeq, a predicted model, not a curated record